CACUGCUUUAAAGUUUUCAACUUCCAGAAUAUUCCCUCUCCCCAAAAUGAAGCCCCAUCCACAUCAGCCAUCACCCCCUCCCCAGCCCCUGGCAACCACAGCCCCCUUCCCGUCCCUGGACAAGCCCGUUCUGGGCGUUUCACACCCGCGGACUCACAGCCCGUGUGGCCUCUCGUGUCGGGUCCCCUCCCUGAGCGGCGUGUGUUCGGGUCCGUCCGCAGGCGCCUCGCUCCUGCUCGCGGCCGAGUGACGUUCCAGGGCAAUAUUCCAGCACGCUGCGGACACGCCCUGUUUGUCCCUUCACCCACUGGCGGCCACUUGGGUUGACGCCACUCCUUGGCCACGUGAACCGCGCUGCCGUGCGCGUGCGCGGUCUGCAGGGCCGUCCGUUCCCCCGUCUUCUGGGCAGAUGCCUGGGAGCGGAAUUGCUGGGUCGUGGGGGUAAGUCUAUGGGUGUUUGAGGAGCUGCCGGAAAACCGGUUUACACAGCAGCUGCCCCGUUUCCCACUCCCACCAGCCGUGUCCGAGGGCCGUGGUGUCUCUGCACCCUUGCUGACGCUUGCCGUUGUCCCUUGCUGCGACGGCCGCCAUCCUGGCGGGGAGGUGGGGGGUGGGGGGGUGAAGUCAUCGUGAUUUCCCGACUGGCCAAUGAUGCUGAGCAUCUUUUCAGCUGCUGGCUGGCCAUUUAUGGAUCUUCUCUGGAGAAAGGUUACAGGUGUGUGUGUGUGUGUGUGUGUGUGUGUGUGUGUGUGUGUGUGAUCAAGAUCUAAUUCACGUAACCAUAGAACUUACUCUUUCAAAGUGUGCAGCUUGCCGGGUUGCUGCAUAAUCACAGAGUCGCACAACCACAGCAGCCUGAUGGCUUUUUACACUUGUACCAGCAUUUUGUACAGAACAUGGGAUGUUCCACACCCCUUCCCUGAUCCGUCUGCCUCAGGCUGCCUGCCACCUUUAUUGCAAUGUUUCACAGACUUAUUUAUGUCAAAAAGAUUUUAUUUUUAAGCAAUCUCUACACCCAAGGUGGGGCUCGAACUCACGACCCCAAGAUCAAGAGUCGCACGCUCUCCCGACUGAGCCAGCUGGGUGCCCCCUCCCAAAGUAUUUUGUGAGUGGCAAGGUGGCUUGGCUCUAGAAGGCUGGAGCCCCCCGGAAGGCAGGGACGGGAGCUCUUUUGGUCAUUCCAGUAAACCCAGUGCCUGGGACACAGUUGGUGCUCCAUAAAUGCUCAUACAGUGACCGAGUGAAUGGUCCAGCCAUGCCCUUGAUCCUUUAACAGGCUUUUUCAGCUUUGAGGACAGUGGGGUGCCCUGGCAUUUGGUGAUCAGGGACUGUGGACACUUGACCGUCUGGUCCUCGAGCCCCUCGGCAGUCCCUGGGAAGGCCCCGCCCCAGAAGGGCUGAUGUGGCCGUCUGGCCGCCUCCUGGCUUGCCCGCCCUCAGACCUGGGUGAGUGCACAGGAAGGAAGGAAGGCCGGGGUCUAUUUUAGACUGUGGCCCGCUCCCCCGGGACAGUAGUCAUCUCCCUGUCUGGCUGCGUGGAUGGGGGGUUCCUGGCAGAACAAUGGGUCGGGGAUGGGGGGGGGGGGUCUCGCAGCUGGGCUGGCCCAGGUGUCAGCGGGUCUGGGGACUGGCCGGAGGGGUUAGGAGUGUGGAGGCCGAGAGGGAGGCUCCCUUUUACUUCUGGGCUCAGGAGGGAGGUCCUGCUGAGGGCCCAGCCCCCCUCCCGGCACAUCCCACCUCAGGACUCGGCAGAUUGGAGAGCCAAGGCCCAGAGACGGAUGGAAUCCUCCCGAGGGUCACACAGCGACUGAGAUAGGCCGCAAGACCAGGGCUCCAGGGCACUUAGGGUCCAGGUACCUUGGCCUCAUCCCUGGACCCAGGGAAAGGCCUUUUCCUCUCCGAGCCUCAGUUUGUUCAUCUGUAAGCUGGGGAGACUGGACUCGGGACCUUGGGGUUUCUUCUCGUUUGCGUCCGCGGACAUCCUUUCCCUCAUGCAUUCAACGAACGCUUGCGGGGUGCCCGCUGUGUACCAGGCCCCGGGCUGACUGCUGGAGGCACGGUGUGGACAAGGGAGACCCAGUCCCUGCCUGCACCGUCAGGCCAGGGAGAUGAGCAAUGAAACCAAAGUGUGCGAGGCCAAAAUGGAGCACGCCAGGGCGCCACGGGAGCCGCCAGGCACCUGGCCCAGCCUGGGACAUCCAGGAAGCCUUCCAGGAGGAGGUGACUGUGACACUGAGAUUUGGAUGAGCAGUUUACAGGAUGAGUAAUAGGGAGAGGAGGGGCCCCGGUAGAGGGAACAGGACAGAACAUUCUAGAGAAACGGGUGGGAGGCAUCGGGGAGGCACGGGCACCCCUUGUGCCAAGCCGCUCUUUUUCCAGAGAGUCCGACAGAGAAGUAGGUGUGUGCAUUCAGGGAGCUUGAAUGGCGGAAUUCUAGGCCGUGGCAUCCAGCUUCUGGCCCAAGGGAAGCUCGCACGCAGCCUGGGUGGGGGUGGGGGGGGGCAUUGGAUUGGCCACAACCUUCUGCCCUAGGACAGAGUUGGUUCUAUCUUCCCCAUUUUACAGAUGGGGAAACUGAGGCACGGGGUGGUUAUGUUGCUUGGCUAAGCGGUCAGGCCCCGGGGGGCUGGAUCUGUGGCUGACACAGCUCCCGGCGCCCGAGAAACUCAGGUGAUUUGCAGGCGUCAAGCGGGGAAGGUGGAGGAAGUUAGGCACGCAGAGGCAGGCGGUCAAGGGUACUGCUGUGUGGCCCUGGGGCAGUGGCUCAGGCUCUCUGAGCCUGUGUCAUUUCUUCAACAAACUGGCAGCCAGCCUAAUACCCGGCGGAUAUGAGGAAACGGUCACACGCUGCCGGCUCAGGGCCUGCCCCGUGGUGCUGAGUCAGCAGCACCCCUGCUCUGGCCCAGGCCCGCGUAGCCCCGGGGUCUGGUGACUGGUGUGGGGGGCAGGGAAGGCGGUCCGGUCCUCGCCGUGGCCACCCUGACCUCUGAGGGCAGCGCAGGCGGAGGGGACUUCUCCCGGGGUGUGAGCUCGCACAAAGAUGGUCUUUGUGGGGGCUCUGGGCUGAGUGGGCACCCACGGGGCAUUCCUGGUCCGGCUGGCCUGGGGCUGGGGUGGGGGUGGCUUCGACCAGGGCCUGGGGCGAUGGGUGAGGACCGGAGGUGGCUCUCAGGCUCGCCUCAUUCAUGUUUCUGGAGUCUCCAAGGACACAGCAGGGCGGAUGGACACGUUCAGCACCAAGAGCCUGGCCCUGCAGGCGCAGAAGACGCUGCUGGGCAAGAUGGCGUCCAAGGCCACGGUGGCCGUGUUCAUCGAUGACGCGAGCGGCGAGGUGCUGGACGAGCUGUACCGCGCCACCAAGGAGUUCACCCGCAGCCGCAAGGAGGCCCAGAGGAUGGUCAAGAACCUGGUCAAGGUGGCCGUGAAGCUGGGCGUCCUGCUCCGCGGCGGCCAGCUGGGCGGCGAGGAGCUGGCGCUGCUGCAGCGCUUCCGCCAGGGGGCGCGCCGCCUCGCCAUGACGGCCGUCAGCUUCCACCAGGUGGACUUCACCUUCGACCGGCGCGUGCUGGCCGCCGGCCUGCACGAGUGCCGGGACCUGCUGCACCAGGCCGUGGGCGCGCACCUGACCGCCAAGUCCCACGGCCGCAUCAACCACGUCUUCGGCCACUUGGCCGACUGCGACUUCCUGGCCGCGCUCUACGGCCCCACCGAGCCCUACCGCUCGCACCUGCGCCGGAUCUGCGAGGGCCUCACCCGGAUGCUGGACGAGGACAGCAUAUGACCUCCGGCCCGGGGUUUCCUGAGGGGGGAGGGGGGUGGGGGUCGUUCUAGAACCUUUUUUCUCCCGCCCGAUUCUGGCCAAAUCCCCGGGACAGGCGCCCAUCCCCCCGAGAGGAUGCUGAUCCGUUGGAGGCAGCGGUUUUAAGGACUCUCCUCCCGCACCGUCUCAACAGAAGAGCUCAGCCUGCGGGGGCGCGGCCUCCCCACGCACCCCGAGGCUGCUGCCCACCCAGGCCUGCCUGACCUGACCCCCAGCACCCCUACACUCCCUCGAUGCUUCUGAAGGCUGGCACCUGCCACCUCGUCAUGUUAACGAUGUUGCCUGUUCCUUCCGACAGGGUCGUGGUGAACGGGAAGAAAGGGAGUGUUGUGGGGGUGAGCUGCAGCUCCCCAAAUUCUUUGGUCGAAGUUCUAGCCCCCAGAACCUCUGAAUGCGCCCUUGUUUGGAAAUAGGGUCUUCGCCGAUGGAAUCAGUUGAGGUCACGCUGGACUGGGGGUGGGCCCCUGAUGCAGCAUGACUGGCGUCCUCGUAAGGGGACAUUCAGACAGAGAAGGCCGUGUGAAGGUGGGGGCAGACUCUGGAUGGCUGUGUCUACCAGCCAGGACUGCCAGCAGCCUCCAGAAGCCGGGAGAGCCGCCUGAACGGCCUUCGGAAGGAACCAGCCCAAGGGACACCUCGACUGCAGACUCCCGCCUCCGCCUCCAGGGCUAGGAGGGCACAGAUUCCCGCUCUCGCCCUGGGGGUCGAGCACAGGCAGCCAGGAGAGUGCGGGGGUGGGGGCUGUGGGCGAGGAUUUGGUUGGGAUCGCUGCCCUGACUCCCACGCGGGAGGGGACGGAGUGUGCCCCUUGCUCGGGGCUCAAGGGGAAAGCCAUCGGAGAUGCGCGCCCAUUUAAAACAGGUAUUUCACUUGUG
This is a messenger RNA of Felis catus (domestic cat), 4695 nucleotides long. RefSeq names its product TNF alpha induced protein 8 like 1 (gene TIPE1). Gene Ontology annotation, biological process: regulation of apoptotic process; negative regulation of TOR signaling. The transcript has 2 exons. Gene Ontology annotation, cellular component: cytoplasm. NCBI's taxonomy places the organism in Eukaryota, Metazoa, Chordata, Mammalia, Carnivora, Felidae. Bases 3221 to 3781 code for a protein of 186 amino acids. The record is from RefSeq and is a predicted model, not a curated record.